Messenger RNA from Penicillium cataractarum, 1413 nucleotides. RefSeq lists its product as uncharacterized. NCBI's taxonomy places the organism in Eukaryota, Fungi, Ascomycota, Eurotiomycetes, Eurotiales, Aspergillaceae. The record is from RefSeq and is a predicted model, not a curated record. The transcript has 2 exons. Bases 1 to 1413 code for a protein of 470 amino acids.
AUGCCAACGUCUCGAUUCAACCCAGAGCUUGCAGCCGAGCGCCAUAACAAGAUCCUCGAGCUUGGAUGGAUCGGAUCCGGACGAGAACUCAAUUCACUCCCUUCGACGACAUGGUGGGAGCACUUUUCUCCAAUCUCAUUCGACCUGGCAUGUCGUUUAAAGCCCAAACUCAUCCGGUUCCUACGAUCGGCCAAAGUCGGUAUCUAUGAUGACCAGAAGUUUCAUCUUUUCUUUCAUGUCAGGGGCCUUUUCCAUAAGGACUGGCUCUUUCUCUCGGAAGACGGCUGGAUGUGUGACUUGCCGCGUGAUCGUUAUAUCUCGCUAUAUUACUCUUCAGGCUCGCACAGUGAUGAGGAAGUCGGUAUCGUAUUCGACCAAGAGACUGAAUUAGUCUCUUUCAUUCCGCUAUGGGAUUACCUUUACACGAGUACCAAAGGAGAUUGGCCGUGGAUACCCUUGCAAGAUAUCUUCCAGGCCUAUCUGGACAUGAUCCAGGAUAAGAAAGUUACGACCUAUUCGGAUAUUGAUGGCGAAACCACGAGGUGGUUAUGUCAAAAAUUUCCCUGGGAGAUUCAUCAACACACUUCCAUAGAUGUUGAGAGGGCUAUAAGUGCGUUCACUCGUCUACUCGAUGCUAUCGAAUGUCGGCUCCCUCAAAAGUCGCAGCGCGCUCCAUCUUCGCAGCUCCGUGAGAAUUCAGAACAACAUACGGAAGCCCAGAGCGAUCAACAGAUAUAUUUCCCAUACACGGACUCGGUACUAGAUAACUCAUUUGUACGAGACAACUCUUUCGCGCGAGCGUUUCUGUCUACGCUUCCUGCCCGCCAUGUCAGCUUCCGUUGCAUCGCCCCGGGAAUACAGAUCCAAAGCCCAACAGAGUUCAUGAGCCAACCUUUCGCCGAUCGUCGGGACAAUUAUGACCGACAGUUCUACCGGAGAGAUGAAAAUCCACCGUCCAUCCCUCUCCUUCUAUUAAGAGGUAAAGGGGAGAACAAGUCGCCCUGGGUUCGGCCGUGGUUUCCAGACGGAAUUGUCGAGGAUAUAUCUAGCGGGUUAUACAUCGAACCUCCUGAGGAUUGGCGGCCAGAAGAUUCAGGGAAUGAGACUCGAUUACUGCUGCCGUUUGCGAUUGGCAAGAAUAAGUUUGCACGGAGUUCUGAAGGGCGUUUUAUCGGGAGGUGGGGAUCAGGAAAUGACACUGAUGGCCUUUAUAGAGUAUCUUUUGCUAGUGGCAUCAUGCCGUUGGACUCAUUUAGUUCGCAUAUUCAUAGGGUAUUGUUGAAUUGGGCCGAGCGGGUUAAAAAUGGGGACUGGGAGGUGAAUGAGGACGGUGUUGCUGCUGGGAUUGAGAAGUUCAAGGACGCUGAUACUCAGGAGCACUGGAAGAAGUACCACAUACCCUGGCCGGCUUGA